UUCUUAAUAGCCAAAACUUCCGUAAAACUGCAUAUUAAGAAACAUGGCUGAAGGUGAACAUAUUAUACGUACUGAACUUCCAGCUGCGAUGAUAUCUCGCAAGAAAAUCAGUGUUUGGUCUAUUCUUAAGAACUGUAUUGGAAAAGAUCUCAGCAAAAUUACAAUGCCAGUUGUACUUAAUGAACCUUUAAGCUUCCUUCAAAGACUAUGCGAAUAUAUGGAAUAUGCACACAUCUUAAGUCAGGCGUCAAAAGAAGAGAAUCCUGCGGACCGCAUGAAAUAUGUUGCAGCAUUUGCCGUUUCUGCUCUGGCCGCAAAUUUUGAUCGACUGGGAAAACCAUUUAAUCCUCUGCUUGGAGAAACAUAUGAGCUACAAAUGGACGAUUAUCGAAUUGUUUGUGAGCAAGUCUCUCAUCAUCCUCCCGUCUCUGCCUUUCACGCAGAAUCAGCCGAUUUCAAGUUUCAUGGUUCGAUUAAUCCAAAGAUUAAAUUCUGCGGAAAAAAUGUUGAAGUACAUCCAAACGGAAUUGUUACUGUUGAAUUUCCGAAAUGGAAUGAAACUUACACAUGGAGCAAUGUCAAUUGUUGUGUGCACAACAUAAUUGUUGGAAAGCUUUGGAUAGAGCAAUAUGGGACAAUGGAAAUUACCAAUCAUUCAAAUGGAUAUGUUGCCAAGUUAAUAUUUAAAACAGCGUCAACAGAUAAGGAUGUCCACAGAGUUGAAGGAUUUGUAAAGGAUGAAAACCAGAAAAAGUUAUUCUUUCUAUAUGGUAAAUGGACCAAGUUCUUAAAGUCUUGCCCAUAUGAAAAUUAUGAAGAAAAUCGUAAACAUGAAUUGAAAAUUAAGGAGGAAAAAGAUUCUUCAGCUUCACCUAAUGCGACUCCGAAAAAAAUGUUUUCCAAAUUGAACAGUUUUAAACUAAACUCUUUUCGUAGUUUGUCUAUUCAGGAUAAUGAGAAUUUCCCACCUGCUGAAAUAGACGGCGAUUUUCCGAGAAGUGAAUCUUCCUUCUCCUUGGACAUACCGGACUCCACAUUAUUGUGGAGUAGUAACCCCAGACCUGAUAAUAGUAGCGAGUAUUACAAUUUUACUAACUUCGCCAUGCAAUUGAAUGUAAUGGAUAAUAAUAUGAAACCACCAGACACCCUUUGCCCCACCGAUGCACGUUUGCGUCCUGAUAUAUUAUGUUUAGAGAACGGCGAUCUGGAUGGAGCAUCAAAGGAAAAAACAAGGCUUGAAGAAAAGCAGAGAGACUCGAGAAAAAACAUAAAGACCGCUGAUGUAGGGGAUUUUUGUCCCAGAUGGUUCAAAAAAGCAUACAACCCUUACACAAAGUGUGAUGCUUGGCUAUACAGUGGAUGCUACUGGGAUCGCGAUUACAAAAACACAAAUACAUUAUUUUAGAA
This is a messenger RNA of Drosophila innubila, 1407 nucleotides long. RefSeq names its product oxysterol-binding protein-related protein 2. NCBI's taxonomy places the organism in Eukaryota, Metazoa, Arthropoda, Insecta, Diptera, Drosophilidae. Gene Ontology annotation, molecular function: sterol binding. The record is from RefSeq and is a predicted model, not a curated record. The transcript has 8 exons. Gene Ontology annotation, cellular component: cytosol; intracellular membrane-bounded organelle; membrane. The coding region runs from base 44 to 1405 and encodes 453 amino acids.